AUGAGUCGCAACAUUUCCGGCUGCCAAAAGAGAUGUGAUCCUGUUAUACACGCAUGCUAUGGUGCAGCUGCAGCGGCGGGUGGGUUUGUGCAAGCAAGUGAACCCAUCGUGCGAGCGGAUGAGGCCCAAGUCCUGCUGGGCUGCUUGGUAAUCGCGUCCAUUCUGGCAGCAAUUCCGGUUGGAGAAUACAUCGAGUCCACCUUCAUGGAUGAGUACUGGCGCCUGGGGUACGGUGCUGUUUAUGAAGGUGUAAGUCCUCUUUCGCCGGGUGCUUCCUAUCUGGAUGCUUCUUUCAUGGCUUUUGACAAGACGGCCUACAUCGAUGUCUCCAGGGGUCUCGGCUUCAUCAAGGGGGGGCAUCUGUACUGCGUCGCGCCGGUCCUGAGCAGAGCCACUCGAGCCUUCAACGUAUCCUUUUGGGUGACGGGGAUUGACUGCUGUGCUCGGCGAGGAAGUUUCGCGUGCCUGGGAUCUGAGGAUGCAGCAGGGGGCUCUGGCGUUGUCCUCUCUGAUAGCGACGGCAUCUUCACCAGAGCAGCACGUAUGGCGCAGUCAGUGAAUGGCUUUGGCAUCCUGCCAGAUGCGCAGAUACUUCUUCUCGUUUGGAUGCACGAGCCGGGGCUCUAUGCAGAAAGCUUGCAUGCCAGUGCAUUGACCUUCGUCGGGCUCACCAUCCUCGCUUUCCUCAUGCUGGGUCUCUGCGUUGGGCAGUGUGCUGUGCAAAGCCUCCCGCACCGGAAGUUCUGA
Molecule: messenger RNA, 747 nt
Organism: Symbiodinium sp. CCMP2456
Lineage: Eukaryota; Dinophyceae; Suessiales; Symbiodiniaceae
Source: the annotation of a GenBank genome assembly